UUCGGCGUCACUUUCUGGUAAAUCUAACACGAUGAAGUUGUUCGGGCUUCUUGCGUUGCUGGUAGCUUCGGCCUUCGCUGAUGACUCUUCGUCUUCAGAAGAAGAAAAUGAGGGCCUGCCUUUGGCAGAGGCCUGUGACCAGGAAGCUUGCAGCUUGCCUGACUGCAGAUGUUCCAGCACCAACAUUCCCGGAGGAUUGAACCCACGAGAUAUACCACAGUUCGUAACUGUCACCUUCGACGAUGGUGUUAACGUGAACAACAUUAUCACUUACCGCAACAUCCUGUACAACCGACUGAACUCCAACGGCUGUCCCGCUGGAGUUACCUUCUUCGUCAGCCACGAGUACACCAACUAUGCUCUCAUCAACGAGCUCUAUAACCAGGGCUUCGAAAUUGCCCUACACUCCAUCAGUCACAGAACUCCUCAAACCUACUGGUUCGAAGCCACCAAAGAAGUUAUCAAGGAAGAAAUUGCUGACCAGAAAGCCCAGAUGGCUCACUUCGCUAACAUUCCUCCCAGCGCCAUUAAAGGUGUUCGCAUGCCCUUCCUCCAAUUGGCUGGCAACGCUAGCUUCGAAGUCAUGCAGGAAUAUGGCUUGGAGUACGAUUGCACUUGGCCUACGAUCGCCCACACAAACCCAGGACUAUGGCCUUACACCCUGGACUACGCUUCGACCCAGGACUGCAUCAUUCCUCCCUGCCCAUCUGCCUCCAUCCCUGGAGUUUUUAAGCCUAUGGUUGCCUGGUCUGACCUCAACGGAGUUCCUUGCUCAAUGGUUGACGCUUGCUUCUUCAUCCCUGACCGCGAAAAUGAAGAGGAAUGGUACAAGUUCAUCCUCAGCAACUUCGAGAGGCACUACUUGGGCAACCGUGCUCCCUUCGGCUUCUACGUCCACGAGGCCUUCUUGGCUGCCAACCCUGCCGUCAACCGUGCGCUAGUUCGCUUCAUGGAUCUGGUCAACAAUCUGAAUGAUGCUUUCAUGGUGAACGCCCACGAAGUCGUCGACUGGGUUAAGAACCCGAAGCCACUCAAUGAGUACAGGAGCCAAGGCUGCCGCAGCUUCAGCCCUUCAACCUGCAACCCCAACAACUGUGGUCCUCUCUUCUCCACACACAAUCAAUUGGCUUACUACAUGCAAGUAUGCAGCGCUUGUCCUAACAACUACCCAUGGGUCGGCAAUCCUCUUGGACAAUAAAUCUACAACUGUUUAUUAGGUUUAUCAAUAAAAUAAAUUUCAACAUAAACUAAA
This is a messenger RNA of Helicoverpa armigera (cotton bollworm), 1252 nucleotides long. RefSeq names its product chitin deacetylase 8. Gene Ontology annotation, biological process: carbohydrate metabolic process. Lineage: Eukaryota; Metazoa; Arthropoda; Insecta; Lepidoptera; Noctuidae. Gene Ontology annotation, molecular function: hydrolase activity, acting on carbon-nitrogen (but not peptide) bonds. The record is from RefSeq and is a predicted model, not a curated record.